AUGUCCAAGUCUUUUAUGCCAAAUACUUUUGAUGUUUGUUUGGUUACAAUUGAAAAGGAUAAAUAUGAGGUUAGAUCAGUAGGUGGAAACACUCAUCUUGGGGGUGAAGAUUUUGAUAACAGAAUGGUAAGUUACUUUGUGGAAUUGAACAUGGAAUUAUUUGAGAAGUGUAUAGGCCCAGUUAAGAAAUGUUUGAAGGAUGCAAAGAUGGACAAGAAUGAGGUUGAUGAGGUUGUCUUGGUUGGUGGAUCAAGCAGGAUCCCAAAGGUCCAACAAAUGUUGCAGGAUUUUUUUGGUGGAAAGAAGCUAAAUAAAAGUAUUAAUACCGACGAGGCGGUUGCAUAUGGGGCUGCUGUCCAAGCUGCAAUGUUAAGUGGUACAAACGAUAACAAUUAUGUGCUUACUGAUGUAACUCCUUUAUCUCUUGGUAUCGAGAAUAAUUUCAGAGAAAUGUCUGUGUUGAUCCCAAGAAACACUCCAAUCCCUACUAAGAAAGAAAGAAUGUUCACAACAACAAAGAAGAAUCAACAAGAAGUUCUAUUCAAUGUCUAUGAAGGUGAGAGAACCAUAGCAAGGGAUAAUAACUUGCUUGGAAGUUUUGAGCUUGUGGAGAUUCCUGCUGCUCCUAAGAGGAAAAGGGUUAUUGAUAUCAAUGUGUCAUUUGAAAUUGACGCGGAUGGGAUCAUGAAAUGCUAUACUGAAGAGCUAACAACCAAAAGAAAAAAGGGAAUCUCAAUCAGUUAUCAGAGUGGACGACUGUCCAGGGAACAAGUUGAUAGAAUGAUAGAAGCUGCUGAGAAGUUCAAGGAUGACGAUGAGCAGAAAAGAAGGAAGGUUAAAGUGAUGAAUGAUCUGGAGAACUAUGCUCACGACAAGCGACUUUUGCUGAGAUGCCAUGGUGGGAAGAUUGCUAGGAAAGAGCGGAGGGAGAUGGAAGAUGCCAUUGAUCAGGCAGUUAAAUGGAUGGAUUGGAAUAAUCUUCUAAGUCACGCUAGUAUGUUUGAAGAAAAGAUGAAGGAGCUUGAGAACAUUUGUGAGCCUAUCAUUGCCAAGAUACAGAAACUACGUGAUGAUACUCGUCUUCAUGAGACAGCACAGAAAAAGAACAUUGAGAUUGACAUUAUCGAUAUUGAUUAAGAUCUGUAUGCUGUUUUGGGUGGUUUUGCAGCAAUUUUGGUUGGCAAGGAAGUUGGACAUUCUGAAAUGAUGACCAUGUAAAAUGACGCUAGCUUUGGUAUUUUGGUCCUAUAAAUCUCUGUUAUUUUUGUUAGUUUCUCUGUAGUUGUACCUGGAGAUCUUAAUAUUGUCUAGUGAUGAAUCUGAUGAUCCUUAUAUUCAGAAUUAUUAGUUAUACUACUACUUUAUUCAUCGAUAUGUACACUUCAAUUGAGCUUAAGUGCCUAUGAAUGGCUCAUCGAAGCUUAU
Beta vulgaris subsp. vulgaris (sugar beet) is the source of this 1425-nucleotide messenger RNA. Its product is annotated as heat shock cognate 70 kDa protein-like. Gene Ontology annotation, cellular component: cytoplasm. Lineage: Eukaryota; Viridiplantae; Streptophyta; Magnoliopsida; Caryophyllales; Amaranthaceae. The transcript is spliced from 3 exons. Bases 1 to 1137 code for a protein of 378 amino acids. Gene Ontology annotation, biological process: cellular response to unfolded protein; protein refolding. Gene Ontology annotation, molecular function: ATP-dependent protein folding chaperone; ATP binding; heat shock protein binding. The record is from RefSeq and is a predicted model, not a curated record.